GGAUUUUUUUGGAGACUGCUGUGAGUAGACGGAGUCCCCUCUAUUGUAGGGCACAAACUCUCUCAUAAUGUAAUCAAUUCAUCCCUCCAUUCUUUGUCAUUUCACUUGGUGUGUUUUAGAGGAGAGUCAGAAAUGUACUUUUAAACUUUAGCUGGGCAGGAGCUUGAGUAGAAUUUUAAUUCAGCCGUGCUGGUUUAGGAGUGGAGCCCUCCGUGACGUAUCUGAGACCAUUAGCUGGCAGGGAUCUUCAUGGACCAGUAAGUUGAGUAAAAUCGCCUCUGACAAGACCUCUGCGUCUCUGGAAGGGACAGCAUUUACAAAAAGCAGCACUGCACAUCUCAAUCACUGUUGCAGUGUGAGUUAAAGGUGAAAAAGGAAACAAAGAGACAGCGGGAAGUGUUGUCUCUGAAUUUGCCUUUGUGUCUAGGAUGAAGCCUGCUUUGGAAACUACAACCCCUGAAGACAAUCACGAACUAAGCCAAGAAAGCAAAGGUUGCUUUGAAUGCUGUAUUAAGUGCCUUGGAGGGGUUCCAUAUGCGUCGCUGGUGGCAACGAUCUUGUGUUUUUCUGGCGUGGCGCUGUUCUGCGGCUGUGGUCAUGUGGCCCUUACCAAGGUGGAGAGGAUCGUUACAGUGUACUUCUCCAACAACUCCAGUGACCACGACUUAUUAUGUGACGUAAUCCAAAUGAUGCAGUAUGUCAUCUAUGGAGUUGCCUCGUUCUUCUUCCUGUACGGAAUUAUCCUCCUGGCAGAAGGCUUUUACACCUCAAGUGCUGUUAAAGAAAUCCAUGGCGAGUUCAAAACAACUGUGUGUGGACGCUGCAUCAGUGGAAUGUUUGUUUUUCUGACCUACGUGUUGGGAAUAGCCUGGCUGGGAGUCUUUGGCUUCUCUGCUGUCCCAGUCUUCAUUUAUUACAACAUGUGGUCAGCUUGUCAGACCAUCAACUCCCCACCGGCCAACCUGACAACGGCGAUUGAUGACAUCUGUGUAGAUGUCCGACAGUUUGGUAUUAUACCCUGGAAUGCUUACCCUGGCAAAGCUUGUGGCUCAAACUUGACCACUAUCUGCAGCACAUCUGAGUUUGAUUUGUCCUAUCAUCUGUUCAUCGUAGCUUGUGCUGGAGCUGGUGCGACUGUCAUUGCACUGCUCAUCUACAUGAUGGCUACCACAUAUAACUUUGCUGUUUUGAAGUUUAAGAGUCGAGAAGACUGCUGCACAAAAUUCUAAGUUGCUAUAGAAGCAGUAUACCGAGCUCUACGAGCCACACUGAGUAGCUUGAACUACCACUGACACCAUGGACUAAAACAGAAUUUAUUAAUCUGCAUUUUGCAAAUGAAAAUUUGUAAAUAGCAUAAGAAAGCUUCAUUUAGUAUCAACUCACUUAAAGCACUCUUUUUUUUAUUUGAACUAAAUGACCACCAUGAAAAUGUAUGAUCUGGCUAUUUUUCUUUUCUAAUAUGGGGAUAAAUGCAGAUAAAGUCACCAAUGGCUGAAGAAAUAGCUUUGGAAGGAAAGCAGUGCAAAUAGCAUCCUGAUUGCUCCAAAAUUUAUUGUUUCAAGAUCCACCUAGAAGCCAACAAUUGUCUUCUCUGAUAAGUAACUGGCUUUCUACAGGCAAUUUGCCAAUACCAGGUAAAUUUCCUGCCAAAUAACCAUAAUUUUUAAAAAGGUUAAAAAUAAAAUUCAAUGGCAGUUAAUAGUUCUGUGCAGUUACAUAUGAAUGCAGAUUAGGUCACAUCAUAAAGGAGUACAUCAGAACAGAUGAGAUCACUACUAUACUUUGAGUUUAGAAACACUGAAUAUCAGACUAUGAGAGAGUGGCUUUAAACCUCACAUUCAAAUGUCUAUCUUUUAUAAGUUUUCAUAAAUUUAAUUUGGGCUAGACAAAAAAAAAAUAAGACUGUGCUUUUUAUUAUUAGAUAAAACCAGAAAAUCCUGGAAUAUACUCAGCAAGUUAAGUAGCAUCUGAGAACAUCCACAGCAAUUUGCUUUGCAGAAUUGGCAGCUGGUCUUUAAACAACCAGUGCCACUCAACAGAGAGAGAAGGGUUAUACAUUAUGGCCUGAUUCCAAACUAUUCAUUGGCUUGAAAAUCUGUUGUAGAUGUAUUCCUCUCUCAGUUCCUCAGUGAUUAAUUACUUAUCAAUACAAUAGUUUUUCAGAUAUAGUCAAAAUAGAAAUCUUGUUACAAAGAGCCUUCAUGAUCUUUGUUAAUAAAAUCAAAAACAUAUUCCAGAAUUUAAAUCCUGUGUAGAAAAGUCAUUAUUGCAACAAAUUAUUUUCUGUAAAGGCCCUUUUAGAAUCUUAAUCUAACUCCUGUCACCAGACUCGGACAGAUCUACCUUGUCUCGUGCUACAAGUACUUUUAGUGAGUUUUGUCUGAUUCCAGCAAUUAGUCUUUUCCACUGCUCCACUAAUAUUACAGGGGUUUGCCUGCUCUGGAAUUUCAAAUGACUGAUAAUAUAAAACUUCCCAUUACAUUUUAACACCAUAUUUGACAUCAAGAACACAAAUCAACUUGAAAAUGAUAAUGAAGACCAUAAGAGAUAUGAGCAGAAUAAGGCCAGUCGGCCCAUCGAGUCUGCUCUGCCAUUUCAUCAUGGCUGAUUAUCCCUCUCAACCUCAUUCUCCUGACUUCUCCUUUAACCUUUAAUCUAUCAACCUCCGCCUUGAAUACACGCAAUGAUCCGGCUUUCACAGCCACCUGUGGCAAUGAAUGCCACAGAUUCACCACCCUCUGGCUAAAGACAUUCCUCAUCAUCUCAAUUUUAAAUGGGCAUCCCUCUAUUCUGAGGCUAUGCUCUCUGGUCUAGACUCCCCCACCAUAGGAAACAAUUUCUACACAUCCACUGAACCCUAAACCCUAACCUUUCAAUAUUCUAUAGGUUUCAAUGAGAACCCCCCCCCCCCCACAAUUCUUCUAAAUUCCAGCAAGUACAGGCCCAGAGACAUCAAGUGCUCCUUGUAUGAUAACCUUUUCAAUCCCAGCAUCAUUGUCAUGAACCUCCUCUGAACCCUCUCCAAUGUCAGCACAUCCUUUCUUUGAUAAAGUACACAAAACUGCUCAAAAUAUUCCAAGUCAGGCCUCAUUAGUGCCUUAUAAAGCUUUAACAUUACAUCCUUGCUUUUAUAUUCAAGUCUUCUCGAAAUGAAUGCAAACAUUGCAUCUACCUUACUCACCACUGAUUCAGCCAGCAAGUUAACCUUCAGGAUGUUCUGCACGAGGAUUCCCUUUUCACCUCAGAUUUUUGCAUGUUUUGCCCAUUUAGAAAAUAGUUUAUGCUUUUGUUCCUUCAACCAAAGUGCAUGACAAUACACUGUCUGGCACUGUAUUCCAUCUGCCACUUCUUUGCCCAGUCUCAUAAUCUGUCCAAGUCCUUCUACAGCCUCCCUGCUUCCUCAACAAUACCUGCCAUCCUCCACCUAUCAAAAUACUUACUUUUUUCAUCUGCAAUUACCUUGUUCCCCAUAACUACCUCUCCAGCGUCAUUUUCCAGUCAACCAAUAUCUACUGUCAUCUCUUUUUUACCCUUUAUAUAACUGGAAAAAAAACUUUUGACAUCCUCUUUGAUGUCAUUGGCUAGUUUACCUUCAUAUUUCAUCUUUUCCCUCCUUAUGGCUUUUUAGUUGCUUUGUUGGUUUUUAAAACUUUCCCAUCCUCUAACUUCCCACUAAUUUUUGCUCUAUUAUAUGCCCUCUCUUUUGCUUUUAUUUUGGCUUUGACUUCCCUUGUCAGCCACGGUUGUGUCAUCCUGCCUUUAAAAUACUAACUCUUUAAGAUGACUCUAUCCUGCACCCUCUGAACUACUUCCAGAAAUUCCAGCGUUGGCUGUUCUGCCAUCAUCCCUACGAGUGUCCCCUUCCAAUCAAUUUUGUACAGCUCCUCUCUCCUGCCUCUAAAAUUCCCUUUACUCCACCGUGAAACUGAUAUAUUUGACUUUAGCUUCUCCCUGUCAAUUUGCAGGGAGAAGUCUUAUCACAUUGUGAUCAUUGCAUCAUAAAUGUUCCUUUACCUUAAGCUCCCUAAUCAAAUCCAGAAUAUCCUUUCCCCUUGUGGGCUCAACCACAAGCUGCUCUUAAUAAACCAUCUCUUAGGCAUUCUACAAAUUCAGUCUUGGGAUCCAGCACUAAUCUGAUUUUUCCAAUCUACCUCCAUAUUGAUAUCCCCAAUGACAAUGGUAACAUUGUCCUUUUGACAUGUAUUUUCUAUUUUCUGUUGAAAUUUGUUGCCCACAUCCUAAGCUAGGGUACAUACCUCCUAUCAGUCUUUUUACCCCUGCGGUUUCUUAACUUUGCCCUCAAGGAUUCUACAUCUUCUGAUCUUUUGUCACUGCUAAGGAUUUGAUUUCAAUUUUUACCAACAGCCACCCUGCCCCCUCUGCCUACCUGCCUGUCCUUCCGAUGCAAUGUGUAUCUUUAAUGCAGAAAUGCAGUAAUUUUAAUUGUCACUUUUGACCUUAAAAUUAUAAAUUUCGGUUUGAGACAGAUUUACACUUUUCCUCUUCAUAUUUUCUCCAUAUCACUCUAACGUUUUUGUCUUUGGCCUCUUAGACUGUCCCAUUGAACUCUUGAGGAACAGCACCACUUCACCUGUCUAGCAAUGUUUAAAAAUUUUCAGAUGGUCAGCAAUUCUAGCCAUGUUUAUUUUUAUUUUCAUGGUAACUUCAUAUGAUUUUUCAGCUUCACUUACAUGCAUUUCCUCCAGAUCUGUUAUUCGCUAAUACUUCUAGUACCAUAUUUAACGCUAUCAUAAAAAUCUAUCAGAUGUAUCAUACAAACCCAUGCCUUCUGACAUGACUCUCUGUUUUAAAAUGUAUCUGAUCUCUAACUUUUCCUAGUCAUGAUGCAAGAUGUUGGCUGACAUGCUGAGUAUUCCAUCACUUGAUUUUAUCAGUUUCAAUAGUUUAUUUUGCAUUGGAUGAAACUUUAAAUCCACAGAAAUUUUAAGUUGUGCAUGUAAAAGCCUUCAUUUUGGGGGGCAUAUAUAAUUUAAAAAAUCAUAAAACGAUAUAGUUCCAUCUCAAAAAAAAAGAGGAUCUUUAUGUUGCAACAGAACAGUUUUAAAAAAUACACUCAAGAUAAAGUGCAACAAGUUCUUUUUAUCCAGUAAAUAAUUGAACAACAGCGAAUGAUUAGUCAAAUACAAAUGAAACAGUCUGGGAAAUAGAUUCUUCAAAUAGCUAGAUCAUACAUUUUACACAAGGCGAAGACGUUUCAGUUGUUGGAACACAAAGUGAGAAAUAGAUUGCUUGUUUUUAAAAAAAACUGCUUGGAAUGUAGGCUCUGUCUCCUCCAUCCUCAUCCCCCACCUCUUCUUCCUACAAGUAGGGUUCUUCAUUGUGAUGCUGGGAAUACACCAAUUUGAAGCUUAAUAAAACAUUAAGAAUGACUACAUUAAAUACUAAUAGAAAUUUCCCCUGCAAUUACAGUGUUGGCAGCCAAGAGAUAGUUAAUUGUAUCGUGUAAUUAAGUUUAACACUUACCUUUGCCAGACAUCUUUUUUAAAUCUUCAAAUGUGCCAUUAUAAUAUUUGUUAACCUCUAAACUGCAUGCUUUACACUUGUUUUAGUUACCUUUUGUUACAAAAAUUCCCACUUUUCAGCAUUAUUUAAUUUUCUUAAUACAGUAUUUUGAAAUUGUAUGUAUAGACACUUUAUUGACUUUCAGUCAUUUUUUUCUUCAUAUACUCAAAAUAAACAUGCUUUCUUUACAAAAUCGCUGCCUUUUUGUGAU
Messenger RNA from Mobula hypostoma (lesser devil ray), 5734 nucleotides. It is a transcript of the gene gpm6bb, whose product is annotated as glycoprotein M6Bb. Gene Ontology annotation, cellular component: membrane raft; plasma membrane. Lineage: Eukaryota; Metazoa; Chordata; Chondrichthyes; Myliobatiformes; Myliobatidae. Gene Ontology annotation, biological process: negative regulation of serotonin uptake; neuron projection development. Bases 429 to 1229 code for a protein of 266 amino acids. The record is from RefSeq and is a predicted model, not a curated record. The transcript is spliced from 7 exons.